Labrus bergylta (ballan wrasse) is the source of this 7614-nucleotide messenger RNA. It is a transcript of the gene tjp1a, whose product is annotated as tight junction protein 1a. The record is from RefSeq and is a predicted model, not a curated record. NCBI's taxonomy places the organism in Eukaryota, Metazoa, Chordata, Actinopteri, Labriformes, Labridae. Gene Ontology annotation, biological process: cell-cell adhesion; protein localization to cell-cell junction; establishment of endothelial intestinal barrier. Gene Ontology annotation, cellular component: plasma membrane; bicellular tight junction. Gene Ontology annotation, molecular function: cell adhesion molecule binding.
CCUACCUCGCAGACGUUUGGGUGCCACCGCCGCUGCAUCCUAUUUCAGACUCUGACUGUCUCUUUUCUGUUGACUCAUUUACUCCUCAGAGACAAACCGGAGCAAAACAAGAAAAUAAAGAAAAGCGGAGGUGAGGAGGCAAGAAAGUGGCCGCUGCGGGGCGAACAACAACAAUGAGUCGCUCCUGACUAAAAUUGAAUGGAUUAACCAAUCUAUUCUGAGCUCUAAUGAGAUUAGAGACAUGGGUCGCGACGGCGUGGUACCUUUCGUUGAGCUCCUCGGGGAACAUUUUCCCCGUCAGCACUUCUCCAGACGUGGAAAUGGCUUUUUUGAUACGGAAGAUGCCGCGCGUGCCAGGGGACAAUAACAGACAUUUGGAUGCACGCUCACCUGUGCCGCUUUUCUGGCGCGCGGAUUCCUAGAAGUAGAAGUAGUAGUGGAAGUAGUAGUAGCAUUAGCUGUAGCUGUAGUAGUAGUAGUAGAAGAAGAAGUGGCAAAGGAGGACAACAUGAAGUACCAGAAAUAUAUCACGGUGAUGCAGAUGGCAAUGGGAGUGACAGCCUCCAACAAAGACUGCCUCCCCACUAAGAGACAGCUGUGGGUGACCCCACAAGAUGGAGAAACGUCCCCCCCAGGUGCUGCCGGCUGUUCAGAUGAGCCUUUAGGUGCUACAGGUGGCGCUGGUGCUAUGGCAAUGCCUGCCACCUCCACCCUCUCAUUGCCCGUUAGCCAGGGUAAACCUUCUCUGCGUCGCAUCAAAGGCCGCAUUCACCGCAGCAAGAGCCUGGACAGCAUCGACCUGCUCGACUCCAAUAGUGCAGCGAUGGAGGAAACAGUUAUAUGGGAACAGCACACAGUGACCCUUCACAGGGCUCCAGGUUUUGGAUUUGGAAUUGCCAUCUCAGGUGGGCGAGACAACCCUCAUUUCCAGAGUGGGGAGACAUCCAUUGUGAUAUCUGAUGUCCUGAAAGGAGGCCCUGCAGAGGGACUCCUACAAGAAAAUGAUCGAGUGGUGAUGGUCAAUGCAGUUUCUAUGGACAACGUAGAACAUGCCUAUGCUGUGCAGCAGCUCCGGAAGAGUGGCAAAAAUGCAAAGAUAACUAUUCGACGAAAAAGGAAAGUGCAGAUCCCUGUUUCUCGGCCAGGGGACAGGGAGACAAUGUCAGAGCACGAGGAGGAGGACAGUGAUGAGGAAGACAGUUAUGAGCCCCAGCAUGCUCGGGGUGGGCAAAGUGCCUAUGAAGGAGCAAGUGGAGGCACGAGCACAGGCAGGCGUGAUCGUGAGCGUAGCAGCAGCGGCAGGCGGGACCACAGUGCCUCGCGGGAGAGGAGCGUCUCUCCACGCUCUGAUCGGCGAUCACAAGCGUCCUCUGCUCCCCCCAGGCCUGCCAAGGUCACCCUGGUCAAGUCCCGCAAAAAUGAAGUAGAAUAUGGACUGCGGUUGGCCAGCCACAUCUUUGUGAAGGACAUCUCUCCUGAGAGCCUUGCCGCCAGAGAUGGAAACAUUCAGGAGGGAGAUGUUGUUCUUAAGAUCAAUGGCACAGUUACGGAGAAUCUAUCGCUGAUUGAUGCAAAGAAGCUGAUUGAGAGGUCAAAGGGCAAAUUGAAGAUGGUAGUGCAGAGAGAUGAGCGGGCCACACUGCUUAACAUUCCUGACAUGGAUGACAGCAUCCCAUCAGCCAAUAACUCCGACAGAGAUGACAUUUCAGAAAUACAUUCUCUGACAUCAGACCAUUCCAAUCGAUCUCACGAGAGAGGCAGUCGUUCUCGAUCACCUGACAGGCCUGAAACAUCGGACCAUCUCAGUCACUCACCUCGGCAGAUAAGCAAUGGCAGCCGUCGAAGCAGAGAUGAGGAGCGUGUAUCUAAACCAGGAGCCAUGUCCACACCAGUCAAGAGCUCUGAUGAUGGCGUCUUGUCACAGGCCAGUGACCAGGCCAGCUCCAGAGAUGACAAACUGUUACCUCCGCUGCCUGAACCAAAACCAGUUUAUGCACAACCUGGUCAGCCUGACGUGGACCUGCCUGUCAGCCCCACGGACGCCCCUGUACCCAGUGCUGCUCAUGAUGACAGCAUCCUCAGGCCGAGUAUGAAGCUGGAAUUCAAGAAGGGAGAGAGUGUGGGCCUGCGGUUAGCAGGAGGAAACGAUGUGGGGAUUUUUGUGGCUGGAGUUCUGGAGGACAGUCCUGCAGCUAAGGAGGGGCUUGAGGAGGGAGACCAGAUUCUCAGGGUGAACAAUGUGGACUUUGCAAACAUCAUCAGGGAGGAGGCUGUGCUGUUUUUGCUGGAUCUCCCACGGGGAGAAGAAGUUACUAUUUUGGCCCAGAAGAAGAAGGAUGUGUAUCGGAGGAUAGUGGAAUCGGAUGUGGGUGAUUCCUUUUACAUCAGGACACAUUUUGAAUAUGAAAAGGAGUCACCCUAUGGGCUGAGCUUUAAUAAGGGCGAGGUGUUCCGAGUAGUAGACACCCUCUACAAUGGAAAGUUAGGCUCCUGGCUUGCUAUCCGUAUUGGCAAGAACCAUCAGGAAGUGGAAAGGGGCAUCAUCCCCAACAAGAACAGAGCUGAGCAGCUAUCCAGUGUGCAGUACACCCUCCCCAAAACACCAGGGGGCGACAGAGCAGACUUCUGGAGAUUCAGAGGAUUGCGAAGCUCCAAGAGGAAUUUGCGGAAGAGCAGGGAAGACCUGUCUGCCCAGCCAGUCCAGACCAAGUUCCCUGCAUACGAGAGGGUGGUGUUGAGGGAAGCUGGGUUCCUGAGGCCUGUGGUUAUUUUUGGGCCAAUAGCAGAUGUGGGAAGAGAGAAACUGGCCAGGGAGGAGCCAGACAUUUUUGAACUAGCAAAAACACAGCAGCAACAAGGAGGGGAAAAGAGUGAACCCAGGGAUGCAGGAACCGACCAGAAAAGCACCGGCAUCAUUCGACUGCACACGAUCAAACAGAUCAUCGAUCGGGACAAGCAUGCAGUGCUGGACAUCACUCCUAACGCUGUGGACCGUCUGAACUACGCUCAGUGGUAUCCGAUUGUUGUUUUUCUCAACCCAGACACCAAACAGGGCGUCAAGACCAUGAGGACCCGCCUCUGCCCUGAGUCCAGGAAAAGUGCCAGAAAGCUCUAUGAACGAGCUCUCAAACUAAGGAAGAACAACCACCACCUCUUCACCACUACCAUUAACUUGAACAAUAUGAAUGACGGUUGGUUUGGAGCGCUGAAAGAGACAAUUCAGCAGCAGCAGAACCAGCUUGUGUGGGUUUCAGAGGGCAAGGCUGAUGGGGCAGCAGAAGAUGACUUGGAUAUCCACGAUGACCGCCUGUCUUACCUUUCGGCGCCAGGCAGUGAGUAUUCAAUGUACAGCACCGACAGCCGCCACACCUCUGAUUAUGAGGAUACGGACACGGAGGGUGGGGCCUACACCGACCAGGAGCUGGACGAGACACUGAAUGACGAUGUGGGCCCUCCCGCGGAGCCCGCCAUCACCCGCUCCUCUGAGCCUGUACGUGAGGAUCCACCUGUCAUCCAGGAGCCUCCAGGCUACGCUGGCUACCAGCACGGGGUGCAGCAGGACCCCCUGAACCGCAUCGACCCGGCAGGAUUCAAGGCACCAGCGCCGCAGCAGAAAGCAGAGGCCGCUGCUGUCCCUAGCAUCCCCCAGCAGCCUGAGCCCUUGGCUGAAACAGUGCCCCCUGCUGUGGAUGUUACUGUAAAAACUGUAGGGGGUCUGAGCCCUGACGAGUCUCCUGCAGCUCCUCACAGGCAGCCAAGUCCCAACCCAGAGGCUGGCUCCCUUAGGAGACCCACCCCUGAGCUAGCCCCUCAGAGCGUCACGCCAGAACCUCUACAGUCUGGACCGGACAGUUCAGAACCAAAGAUGUUUCAGAAGGAUCCAUACAGCACAGAUAACACAGGAAGAAUUGGCCACAGCAUGAAGCCUGUGACUUAUAACCCUCAGCAGGGAUAUCACCCUGAGCAGCCAUACAGAGAUUAUGAUCACCCACCCAGUCGGUAUGAUGUGAGCAGCAGUGGAGUCAGCAGCGGAGGUGGUUACCCAGAUCCAAAGUACCGAAACUAUGACUCUAACCUGCCCUACGAGAACAGUGUGCCUCACUACGACCAGCAACAGUGGAACCCUUACAGCCAACCGCUCUCUACUGCCAACUCCCAGGGAUACGAUCCCCGCCUGCCAUAUGGUGAGGGUCCUGACUCCCAGUACACCCCCCCUCUCCGCUACGAUGAGCCCCCACCUUCGCACGGAUUCGACGGGCGACCUCGUUACGGUAAACCGACAGGUCCAGGGCCGGUCCGUUAUGACGACCCUCCACCUCCUGCUUCAGGGCCUGACAUGCACUACAACCAGGAUUCUCACCUGAACACGUACCCCUCAGCCACUCGCUCACCAGACCCUGCAGCCCAGAGGCCUGCCUAUAACCAGGGACCAACAACGCAACAGAAGAGCUACAAACCUCAGCAGUAUGACCAUAUCCCUGUGAACUCUGAAACCAGCCCCACGCCUCCUCCCAAAGAGGCGCCCUCACCAUCACCUGCAGACGCUCCAAAGCCUGUCACAAACGAAGAUGACCCUGCAUUGAGGCCGCAGUCAGUCCUGACGAGGGUCAAAAUGUUUGAGAACAAACGCUCUGUGUCCGUCGAUAGAGCCAGAGAUACAGGAGACUCAUCUGGGAACAGGGCAGCAGACCUGCCAUUAAAAUCAGGAGGAGUGAUCCCUAAAGCAAAUUCUCUGAGCAAUCUGGAUCAAGAGAAAGCAUAUAGAGCUCCAGCGCCUCAGAAGCCUCAGUCCACAAUGGCGGAUGACAUUGUGCGCUCCAACCACUAUGACCCGGAUGAGGAUGAGGACUACUACAGGAAACAGCUGUCUUACUUUGACAAGCUCCAAGCUCCAAACAAACCGCAGCCACAAGCACAAACAAGCAACAACUACCCCAGGACAGAGACACUGGAAAAACCUAGUCCAGUGGAGAAAAAAUAUGAACCAAUUCCCCAGGUGACGCCCUCUCUGCCACCAGCAAUACUGCCCAAACCUGCACCUGAAGCCAAGCCUUCUGGGCGAGAGGACACUGUCCAGACCAACUUCCUGCCUCACAAGAGUUUCCCUGAGAAAUCUCCAGUUAAUGGAACUAGUGAACAGCCUCCAAAAACUGUCACUAGCAGUGGGGCUCCACCAGCAUCCACCUUCAACCGCUAUGCACCCAAGCCCUACACAACGUCUGCCAAGCCGUUUGCACGCAUGUUCGACAGUCCUAAAUUCAACCACAACCUUCUUCCCAACGACAAGCUGGAUACUGCCUCAAAGGGCCGGAGCACCAGCCCAGUGAAGUCCGUGAUCCCCCCACAGUCUCAAAACAUAGACCAUGACAGUGGUUUGGACACUUUCACACGCACCAUGGACCACCGCUCCAAAAACCAGCAUAAUAACAUCAACGCUGUGCCAAAGGCCAUUCCAGUGAGCCCCAGUGCCCUGGAUGAUGACGAGGAUGAGGACGAGGGCCACACAGUGGUUGCGACAGCUAGAGGAAUCUUCAAUGCUAACGGUGGAGUCCUGAGCUCCAUUGAGACAGGUGUUAGCAUAAUCAUCCCACAGGGUGCCAUCCCUGAUGGUGUGGAGCAGGAGAUCUACUUCAAGGUCUGCAGAGACAACAGCAUCCUGCCACCACUCGACAAGGAGAAAGGGGAGACUCUGCUCAGCCCUCUGGUGAUGUGUGGACCUCAUGGCCUCAAGUUUUUGAAGCCUGUGGAGCUACGCUUGCCUCACUGUGCGUCUAUGACCCCUGAUGGUUGGUCUUUUGCUCUAAAAUCCUCCGACUCCUCGUCGGGUGACCCAAAAAGCUGGCAGAACAAGUCUAUCCCCGGAGACCCCAACUACUUGGUGGGAGCCAACUGUGUCUCUGUGCUCAUUGACCACUUUUAAGACGGACCGGCAGGUGUUACUGAAUGUGGAGUCAUGUUGGGUUGUAAAAGUGAAGACGAUGGAUACACACGCGCACACACGCACACACACACACACACACACACACACACACACACACACAGACAGACGCACUCCAAUUAUACGUACACACGACAUAAUGGAGCAUGAAGACCCGGUCAGUGCUGUUUACUGCAACCACAGAUGAAGGCAAGACACUGAUGAAGGUUACAAGCUGUUCUUUGAACUCUUUCCCCAUUUUUGAAGUUUUUUGAUGUGAAAUGAAACCAAUAAUGCAUGCAACGCCCCAUGCCACUGAGGAUUGACACUAUAUAUUGUAAGGCAAUGUUCGAUGUCAUUUUUACAUGAAUAUAGAUGGAUGGCCUUUGAGGCAGCAUACAGGCUUCAAAGAUCUGUGUGGGUAUAUUUAUGCUAUAUAUGCAUACAGUAUAUAUAGUAGAAUAGAGAAGAUUUACUAAAAAAAAAAAAAAGUACUUAUGAACUCAACUACAAGUCAACAUCUUGUUAUUUUUCAGUAACUUUAAAAGAACAUGUUUUUUCCAACUUUAAAUGAAGGUUUAAGACAGUCGUCAGGUAAUAAUGAUGUUUUCGAGAAUCUUUUAAAGGAGUUGGCAAAAGCUGGAAAUGAACCCAAGCAGCACACUUUUAGAGACGUUCUUCCUUCAUUCAUAACUUUUUAUUCUUUCUUUCUCCUAAAGUAAUAUCAUGUAGCUUCAUUUCUUACUGAGUCUCUCCUUCCAGCCUGAGGGAGAUCUAUGCAUGUUCUUUACUCAGGUCCUCAGUUUCUUCCUCACAUAUCUCUCGCUUUUUCUCUCUUCUUCCUCUCUCUUUCUCUCCUCUUCCUCUCUCUCUCUCUCUCUCUCUCAGUGCACUCUUGCACUCACACAAAUAAGCAGUGAUGCCUUAUCUGCAGAUUAUUCACUUUUCAUUACAAUGAAAAAAAUAAGUUAUGAUAAAUUAUGGUAUAUGUCAUUUGUUUUGCCAUUUCUUUGAGAACCCACUGUAUAAAUGAACGGGUUUAGCACACAGUAACAGUUGAUAAAGGAUAACAAAGGUAUGCUCUUCUUUUAUCUGCUAUGCAUUACUUAAAAAAAAAAAACAAGAGAAAAGAAGCAGCUGUAAAUAAAGCUAGCAUAUUGCCUUGUUUCUUUUGUUUGUAAAUGAACUUUUUUGUAUGUCUUUUUUUUUGUAUAAAACUUAGAGAAAAACUUGUUUUAAAAAGUGGAAGAAAGUGACGGUGGUUAUCUUUGUAUUCUGGAUAUACCCUCGAGCCUUUGAACUUGUAACCUGACAUUAAUACAUCACACCUUUUCUACCGAUAAAUUCGCCCCAUGAUGAGGUCACAAAGAAAGUCUUUUUAUGGCUCUUUAAGGAUGAGGAAUGUGCACGGGCUACAACACAUUUAAAACAUGUUCUUUUGACAGGGUGUGCUCUCAAAGUGUCCCCCUCACUGAUUUGUGAUACUGGAUGCUGUAUUGUGUGCCCUUAAAUGUAUUUUUGUACUAAUAGACAAUAUAUGAUGUAUGGCACACCAGUACCAUUUUAUUUUUAGAUAUAACACGGCUUUAAUUGGAUAUUAGCUCUUCACGUGUGGCUGACUUUUUUUUUUUUUCUCUUCUGCAACACAAUUUUAAGUAUACCAACCUAUUAAUAAAUAAAAUCAUUUUUAAAGUAAA